AUGUCGAACAGCGGUCCUUCCUCCACUACCCAUCCUGAUCCAUCUCUCCAUUGCCUCCGCAAUGCUUUUGCACUAUCCUGGGGAUCACGUCCACGUGUGCUCCUCACUGGCCUUCCCUCACUCUUCCACCGUUCCCAACCAAACACCGAUGAACACGUCGAACUCCAGCAACGCAUAGGACUUAGUACUUCCUCUCGCCCUAGUCCUCCUGUUGUCGACAUUCCUGCACUAGAUGACAAAAAGGCACUGUAUGUUACUCGGCCGCCAGAACGAGCUAGCGACAAAGCAAAACGUGUCGACACCUCCAAAUGGUGGGCUCGUGUUGUGUUGUUCCUCUGCUGUUUGUCUCCGUCCAACGACGACGGUCACUGA
Suillus discolor is the source of this 372-nucleotide messenger RNA. RefSeq lists its product as uncharacterized. The coding region runs from base 1 to 372 and encodes 123 amino acids. NCBI's taxonomy places the organism in Eukaryota, Fungi, Basidiomycota, Agaricomycetes, Boletales, Suillaceae. The transcript is spliced from 4 exons. The record is from RefSeq and is a predicted model, not a curated record.